This is a messenger RNA of Panicum virgatum (switchgrass), 1282 nucleotides long. RefSeq lists its product as uncharacterized. The transcript has 3 exons. The coding region runs from base 157 to 834 and encodes 225 amino acids. NCBI's taxonomy places the organism in Eukaryota, Viridiplantae, Streptophyta, Magnoliopsida, Poales, Poaceae. The record is from RefSeq and is a predicted model, not a curated record.
ACCCGCCCGCGCGUACCCGCUCCUCAUCGCAUCAAUCACGCCUUCAGUCCCCCCUCCAUUUCCUUAUCUGUAGCGCCCCUCCGGAUCCUCUCCCCGAUUCCCCUUCCAUCCGCCGCCGUGGCGGUGUGCUCCUCGCCGCCGCUGCGCCCGACGAGGAUGCCCCUGUGCCGCACCGUGCGGGACCUCUGCGUCAUCGCGGGGGAUAUAACGGACGAUUUCCAUCAGCUUCGGCCUUCGAGGUCGUCGACCCCGCCGCGCCGCGCUCUCAGCCUCGUCGGGUUCCCGCCGCAGCGGGUGUGGGAGGCCGCGCUGCCGCAGCGGCCAGCUGACGCGGUAGGAGGAGGAAGACCGCCUGACCGGAUGCGCAGGGGCGUGCGGCCGGCUUCCCCACUCCGGCCUUCCCGCCGGCUCCUCCCUCCACGGCAGUUUCACCGGCUCGCGCCCUUUCCUCCCUCCCCUCCCGAUCCCUCGCGCGCGGCCGCCGUCGUCGCCGCCGUCUUCGUCACGUUCGACCUGCCCCCACCACGGAUCCCCACACGCGGUGCGCGAGUACCUCCUGCGCACCCUCGCUGUUGCCUGCGUCGCGUCCUCCCCCGAGACGGACGAGCAGAUGGGAUCGACGACGACCGGAUGGUUGCAGUGCUGGCAUCGGCGAGCAGGGCAAGCAGGGCUCCACUGGUGACGGAAGGAAUGGUGGUGUAUCCUAAGCAAUGGUUCCCUAGGCGGCAUGCGCAACCACGUCAGAGCAACAGCCAGCACGCCAGCGCGCUGUUCACCACCAGCUGCUGCAACCCAUUAGCCAUCCAUGUCUGUGCAGGUGGUGUAUCUAGCUAGCUGCAGUUGGGGCUAAUGAUGAUGUGCCUGCAUUUCUCCAAUCUAACACUUUAUUGAACUGACUAGAUGAGUUCUUUUCGUGGCUGUUUUCUGUUCGCGGAGUAUGUGGCUCACGAAUGGGAGAAGGCCCGGUCUUCAUGGAGUGUACGUGUGUGCGAAAAUCGCUGGUGAUAGUUGUGCGGGCGCUAACUAGCGGAGAGGCUACAUAUGGCCAUGUAAUCCUUGUGUAAGGUUGUUCGGUCCUUUUGAAGUUGAAUAGAAGCCAACAUAUAGACCGCCGAUCGGUCGGGGCAUUCAUUGCUAAAACUUGUGUCUCCUGUUUAUUGUCUUCCUCCAUGCGUCUUCGCGGGAGCGUGUGUGAUUAUAUGAAGCAUAUGUGAAAAUAAUAUCAUAAAAGAUGUACCAUAAAAUGAUGCACUUCAUAAAUGGAUAUCAGUUAAAGUAUUUA